This is a messenger RNA of Mya arenaria, 791 nucleotides long. Its product is annotated as 39S ribosomal protein L51, mitochondrial-like. Lineage: Eukaryota; Metazoa; Mollusca; Bivalvia; Myida; Myidae. The record is from RefSeq and is a predicted model, not a curated record. Gene Ontology annotation, cellular component: mitochondrial large ribosomal subunit. Gene Ontology annotation, biological process: translation. The coding region runs from base 60 to 641 and encodes 193 amino acids. Gene Ontology annotation, molecular function: structural constituent of ribosome. The transcript is spliced from 5 exons.
UUCCCGAUAUAUGGUUAGACGUUUUGACUUGUCCGAGGAAAGACUGCGCUGGCAAGGUGAUGUCCUGGUUGCAGAGAGGUGUUACUUACUGUCGGCAGGUGACAGGAAGAGUAGCAGCAGGUUGUCUUACAUCUCAGUACCAGCCACCAAGCCAGGUAUUGGCAAGUCAGAUUCAACAGGUUCGAUGCAAGUCUGUUGGUCCCAACUACAAGUUUGAGGUGCCUUCUCCUUAUAAGAAGCCAGGACCAAGUCGACAUGGGUACCAGCAGAAACUAUAUGAUGGAGGUCCUCUUCCGAGAGGAUUACCAAACAAAAUAACCAGUCUUAAACCAUACAAGCCGAAGAAUAAAUGGACACCCUCCCGUGCCCUCUUUGGAAGAAAUGACUACAUUGAUAUACUGGGAGACUCCGACCUGAGACCAAGGGACCUGCUGAAAGCCCCGUUCUGGCUACGAGGCUUCAAUGGGAACGAAAUGCAGAAACUCAUUAGACAAAUGGGAGCUGAGGGCCACAGAAUAGAACAAAUCUAUCCUUCUCAUUAUAAGCGAAACUGGAAAAGAAUUGAUUUUCUGUAUAAGAAAUAUAAUCAAAGGAGAGGCAAACGUAUCAAGAACGUUAUUUCAAAGAAUCAGACUUAUUGAUUGACUGUUGGUCGAUUAGCUUGAUUUUGACAACUAUAGAAUUUGUUUUUAUGUGAAAUGCUGCCUGUAUUUGAACAGUGCUUAUUUGACUUUUGUAUUAUAGUCACAGUGGUGUUCAAUAGAUUAAGAAUAAAAUAUUAGAAAAGGCUA